AUGACUCCUGAUCUACCGGCCGAAGUCGAAUCCACAGCAGAAGCCCGCCGCAUCUCCGAGUUAGCUGAACAUGAUCCGAAUAAUGAAGAAUCUAAGAGUAUCUACAUCACGGUGCGCUCGCACGUCUUUGAAGUCCCCAAAGACAUCGCUAUCAACGCCUCUAGACUCUUUGCCAGAGCAUGGAACGCGAAUUCUCACGCGCGAAGCAUCACUUUUAAAAUCCAAGAUAAGGAUGGCGAGGAUACUGAUAUCGAUUCGGAACACUUUUACGCCAUUGAUGCGAUAGCCCAUCUGGUGGGAUAUAUGUAUGGAAAUGAACUUGGGUGUCCGACGUCUGAUUUUGAGCGACAUACAGGGUGUUUGGUGGCUUGGUGUAAAGUGUAUAAGUAUGCUGCAUAUUUUGAGAUGGAGGCGGCGUGUGAGAGUACGUUGGCUAGGAUUGAGAAAUGUUUGGGGGAGAGGAAGUACUGUCCGGGGAUUCCGACGAGGGAGGAGGUGGGGGAGAUUUAUGGGAUGACGAGGGAGGGUUCGGGGGUUAGAGAGGCUUUGGUUGAUGCGAUGGCGAAGAUGGGGAGAUUGUGGGAUGUGUUGGGUGAGGAUCAUAUAGGGGAUACGAAAAGUUAUGUGGAGAAUUGGCGGAGGAGUUCGAGUGUGCUGAGAGAGUUUCAGGAAGCUGUUUGGAUGAGGAUUGGGGAGGGGGAGGAGGAGAGAAUGGAGAGGAUUCGAGAAGCUAGGAAUGAUUGA
This is a messenger RNA of Botrytis deweyae, 744 nucleotides long. RefSeq lists its product as uncharacterized. The transcript has a single exon. The record is from RefSeq and is a predicted model, not a curated record. NCBI's taxonomy places the organism in Eukaryota, Fungi, Ascomycota, Leotiomycetes, Helotiales, Sclerotiniaceae. Bases 1 to 744 code for a protein of 247 amino acids.